AUGGAACAAGAAGAUCAAGUGAUGACACAACCAACACCUUCUAUAGUGACAGGUUGGGGAAGAGUAUUGAUUUGUGGAAGUACUACUUGGAAUCACAAUUGGAAAAAAGAUAGAGGUAAAGAUGCGGCGAAAUCGGAUUUGUUAGAACCUCAUAUUCUUAGAAGUAUAUGUAAUGUCAGAGCUGCGGAGAUUAUCAGUGGAUCUACUGCCAAUUAUUGUAUUGUUUUAGAUGUUUUCGGAGCCGCGUAUCUAUUCGGAAAAUUACCUGUGGCUUCUUUGGCCCCUCCUAACGGUCUGGUAUCGGAACAAGAACCCCUCAAAGUAUCACCUACCAACGUAGGACUUCCAAGAGGUUCAAGAUGGAUAGCGGGAAGUGCUGCUAGAUCUCACAUGUUUUUGAUCGAUAGUUGGGGACAAGUAUGGGGAUGUGGUAAUAAUACAAUGGGACAAGUUGGUCUUCCUGUAUGUGGAGAAGUUUCGAAGUUCACUUUAGUUCCUGGACCUUGGUCAGAAGCUGGGGAUAGGAUCGUUCAGAUCACAGCGGGAAACACUUUCUCUUUAUUCCUUUCUGACAAAGGACAAGUUUACGCUGCUGGUUCUUCGGAAGCUGGUCAAUUAGGUAAUGGAAGAACUGGGGAACGUGUAUUACGUGCUGGAAAAACUUCUUUCGAUAUAGAACCUCCUCACCUGGUAGAAGGCGCAUUGGCAGGAAGAGAAAUACAACGUAUCGCUUCUGGUAGUCAACACUCGCUCGCUAUGGACAAAGAGGGGUAUGCGUAUGGUUGGGGAUACGGUGGUUAUUCUCGAUUAGGUUUAGGGUCGCAGAAGAAUGUAUUGACACCGACUGUCUUACCGGCUUUUGCUGGGAAACCGCUCACUAGAGCUAUGGCUGUUUUAUGUGGACCUGCGAGCUCGAUGGUCAUCACGCAUCAGAGGGUGGUAUAUAUAGCUGGCAAGUGGAAGAUGACAGGGGACGGUUCCGGUGGACAGCCAUACACCAUUUUCAAACCUAUCGAACAUCUCCCACAAAUGUCUAACAUCAUGUCUGCUUCAUGUGGAGGCUGUACAUACUUUUUAACUGCCACCGCUCCGGAGACGGAUAAAAUGAUGACCAUAGGUUGGGGUCAAGGUGUGGUAUACGGCGAACUGGGUAUGGGUCCUGAUAGAGGCAAAAGUCAAAGUAUCCCUACUCCUAUAGAACCACUAGACUCCAUUGCCAUAUUCGAUGUCGCCGCAGGACCAUUUCAUACUCUUUUCCUUGCCAAACCCAGUGCUGAACUAUCCGAGCUUCCUCGAUGGCCUCUUCAUAUAGAAAGUCCAGAUUUAUGUGUAGUAUGUGAUGAAGAUUCCGAUGAAAAAGGUGAUCCUUUAGAAUGUGAAAAGUGUGAUUGGCCAUAUCAUAUUUCUUGUCUUGAUCCUCCUUUACCUGAUAUUCCAUCAGAAGCUUGGUUUUGUCCUCAAUGUGUCUCGGAAGGCGAUGCCGGUCCGGAAGAAGGUGGAAUGAGUAUCGCUAUUGCCGUCAAUCCCGUUUCGGAUCAUGAACAUGGAGGAGAGGAACAGGGGAUACAGCAACAGCAAGAAACUGUACGGGAAAAGAGUUUGAAACGCGAGUCUAUGCCUAUGGAGGUGGUACCUAAACAAGAACCUUGAUAUGACGUAGAUUGAACACCUAACUGAAAACCACGUUUGAGGGGGUUAACGAUGGAGUGGGGAAGAUAUGAAGUAAGCUAAAGACAGAUUGACUUUCAAGUAGAGGAAGGAAGGAUGUAUUGUACAGAAGGAAAGAAUAUCUGAAGGAUUAAUCUGUUUAUGUCAUCUUGUCAUUAUCAUUGUGAAUCUAUCAUAGUAUGCAUAUAACGUGUCCAAGUG
This is a messenger RNA of Tremella mesenterica DSM 1558, 1869 nucleotides long. RefSeq lists its product as uncharacterized. The record is from RefSeq and is a predicted model, not a curated record. The transcript has 17 exons. The coding region runs from base 1 to 1650 and encodes 549 amino acids. NCBI's taxonomy places the organism in Eukaryota, Fungi, Basidiomycota, Tremellomycetes, Tremellales, Tremellaceae.